AGGAGCCCGGCCAAGGAAGAGAGGAGCCCGGCGAAGAAGGAGAGGAGCCCGGCCAAGGAAGAGAGGAGCCCGGCGAAGAAGGAGAGGAGCCCGGCCAAGGAGGAGAGGAGCCCGGCCAAGGAGGAGAGGAGCCCGGCCAAGAAAGAGAGGAGCCCGGGGAAGGAGGAGAGGAGCCCGGCGAAGGAG
Micromonas commoda is the source of this 186-nucleotide messenger RNA. RefSeq lists its product with no specific name. The annotation marks the transcript as partial. NCBI's taxonomy places the organism in Eukaryota, Viridiplantae, Chlorophyta, Mamiellophyceae, Mamiellales, Mamiellaceae. The record is from RefSeq and is a predicted model, not a curated record. The transcript has a single exon.